This is a messenger RNA of Pararge aegeria (speckled wood butterfly), 4071 nucleotides long. Its product is annotated as lysosomal alpha-mannosidase-like. Gene Ontology annotation, molecular function: alpha-mannosidase activity; carbohydrate binding. The transcript is spliced from 27 exons. Gene Ontology annotation, biological process: mannose metabolic process. The coding region runs from base 58 to 4071 and encodes 1337 amino acids. Lineage: Eukaryota; Metazoa; Arthropoda; Insecta; Lepidoptera; Nymphalidae. The record is from RefSeq and is a predicted model, not a curated record. Gene Ontology annotation, cellular component: lysosome.
CAAUGCCCUCCAACGAGAGACGGCGCACUGAACGUCCACAUCAUACCGCAUUCGCACAUGGACGCAGGCUGGGAGAAGACCUUCGAUGAAUAUUAUUAUGGCACUAAAACGACUAUCAGUACAGCCAAUGUCCAGCUUAUAUAUCACUCGGUCCUCUCCGAACUUUUGCACGACAAAAGAAGAAAAUUUACCUUCUCAGAAACAGCUUACUUCUGGCGCUGGUGGAAAGAGCAGCGUGGUGCCACCCGAGCUACCUUCAAGAGUCUGGUAGCGGAAGGUCGCAUCCAGUUUGCUGGCGGUGGCUGGGUGCAGGCUGACGAGGCCACUGCUGAUUACCUCCAACUCUUGGACCAUUAUACUUGGGGACAUCGAAAACUCAACGACACUCUUGGCCCUUGCGGUAAGCCCAAGGCAGCGUGGCAGAUCGAUACAUACGGACACACGAGAGAGCACGCCUCCUUGCUGGCUCAGAUGGGCUUCGACGGACUGUUUAUAGGAAGGGUAGACCACAAAGAAAGAGAAGCAAUGAUAGAAGAAGACAGAUUGGAGUUUAUGUGGAGGGGAAGUGACGUACUUGGUAAGAUGUCAGAUAUAAUGACACACACGCUGUACAACUUAUACAACGCUCCCAAUGGAUUUUGUUUCGACUUCCUGUGCAGCGACGAACCAAUCAUUGAUGACCCAGACACGAAGGCCUAUAAUGCUGAUAAAAGGGUAAACGACUUCAUAUCACAAAUAGAGCGGCAGGCGAAGUACUACGAGCACGACAACAUCAUGGUGACCAUGGGGGGAGACUUCACCUACCAGAGCGCGGCGCACUGGUUUAUGAACAUCGACAAACUUAUCAACCACGUGAACAGCCACCCAGCCAAUAUGUCCGACAUCAAUAUAUUCUACUCGACGCCAUCUUGUUAUUUGAAAGCUAUUUACUUGUACGGAAGGCGGGAUAAGGCAGUUCACACAGAAAAGAAUGACUAUUUACCGUAUGGAAGCGAUGCGACUACAUAUUGGACGGGUUUUUACACCUCAAGACCGAGCCUCAAAUACUUUGUCAGAAGAGCACACGUUUUUCUACAGAUAGUUAAGCAACUGACAGUUCUGUCACGUAUGGCGGACUCGUAUGAACUGCACUUAUUGAGGCAUGCAGUCAGCUUGGUAUUACACCAUGAUGCCAUCACAGGGACCAGUCAACAGCACGUUGUGAACGAUUUCAUAAAAACAAUAUCUGAAGCGGUCGAAGCUUGUUCCAAGAAAGUAUCACAGUUUUUGGGAAUUUUAACUCCAUCUUGGGGGGGAAGCAGACGUCCAAAAAACAUACAACAAUUUGUUGUUUGCCAUCAGCUUAACAUGAGUCAAUGCCGCUUCGCAGAAGGGCAGGAGUCAAUACUGCUGCUAGUGUACAACCCGCUCAGCGUCAAGACGUACCACCACGUGCGGCUGCCGGCCAUUGCUCUUCACUACUCAAUCAGAGACUUCAACGAUGAAGAAGUGGAGUACCAGAUGGUGCCCUUACCGACAGCGGUCAUCAAUUUACCCGGACGGAGUUCCACCGCCAUUCAAGAGCUGUGCUUCGAGGCUGAGAACAUACCGCCUCUGGGCUUCACGUCAUACUACAUAGAGCCCAUAAGAGAUCAGCUGGCGGAAGGUCAGCUGGUGAAAAAAUCUAAACAGAAUCCCGAUGCGGAACACGAGACGUCCUAUAUCUCGAACGAGUACAUAAAGGUGUCAGUGGACAAGACGACUGGUCUGCUGGAGUCCAUCCAGCAUACCGACGGCGCGAAGGUGCUGAUAUCGCAGAACUACUACUAUUACAGCCAGAGCCAGCAGGGCUUGCAGUCCGGCGCUUACAGCUUCAGGCCAGACCAGGAGAGACCCACGCCUGUGGCUGAAAAAGCUUCCUACCACAGCAUCCGGGGGUCGCUAGUCAAGGAGAUCAGACAGCGUUUUAGCGACUGGGUGACGCAAAUCAUUCGGUUGUACCGCGGAGAGGAGUUUGUUGAAAUCGAAUGGAUUGUAGGACCUGUUCCUAUUGGGACGGAUCUUGGUAAAGAGGUGGUGUCUAUAUUCAAGACCAAUAUCAGCAACAACGGCGGGUUCUUCACAGACUCCAACUCUAGGCAAAUGAUGAAGAGAAGUUGCUGGAACGAAUCUACAAGUCAGCAGCAGAAGAAGCAUCUGCCGGCAUGCUUCUACCCGGUGAGCUCGCGCAUCUGCCUACAGUCCUGGAACAGCAGCGUGGAUCUGUGCGUGCUCACAGACAGGGUCCAGGGGGGGACUUCUUAUAAUGAGGGGGAGGUCGAACUUAUGAUUCACAGAAGACUACUAACGGAUGAUGGUUUUGGUUUAGAAGAGUCGUUAAACGAAGAGGCUUUCGGGGUGGGUUUGGUCGUUAAGGGCAAACACAGAAUCUUCUUCAGGAAUUUCAAGCAAGACGUUGAUGAUCAAACAUUUCCCGAGAGGGCAACACAGAUGUCACGGAAAUGGACGUACGAACCCUGGCUGUUCAUGACCCCCGGUGAGAAGAUCAGUCGCAGGAAGUGGCAGAAUGUCAGGAACAAGAGGUUCUCAGGCCUCCGUCUUCACGGGCUGCCGCGUCAUAUUCAUAUCUUGACGUUGGAGCCAUGGAAGGCUGGCUCAGUUCUGUUGAGACUUGAAAACACAUUAGAGAAGACACGUGAUCCACGCAAACAAGAGUCCCAAGUGCAAGAUGAGAUAAACAAAUCAUCACACAUCACCGUGGAGUUGCGUAAAAUAUUCAUUCAGUUUAAGAUAAUGAUGGUCAGAGAAACUACGCUCGCUGCCAAUCAAUGGCUCGAGGAUGCUAGACAGAUGGACUGGAGCACCAGAUAUGUCUAUUCUGGAGGCGACGAUGGAAUUUUUCCUGAAGACAAUCCUGACUAUCCCGAUGAAAUCAAAGUUACGAAGCCAAUGGACAUUAAAGAAUCGGCACUUCAUUCAGACGAAGAUGACUAUACCCGAAAGAAAGUAUACAGACAUACAAAUAGACGAUACGAUAAACCUUACAAAAUCAAAAGUACCCACGAAUUUGAAAGUAGAAGAAAACGAUCAAUUAAUAUCACAGAUAAUAUUACAGACGUAAAGAAUACGACCAAAGGCAAACAAGAAAUAAAUAAAAAUAUCGAUGGAGAACCACAAAUAAAAAAUACAAAGUGGAGUAGAAGCGACACCGUUAUUGACUUCGAAAAUAUCACUUCAAGACCGAAGAUAUUCAAAAACAGAUCUCGACACCACACAACGACACCGAAACUUAGUUUUUUGUCUGUUAAAAUGAACCCGUCGAAUUUAUUCGUCGAUUUAAACAAAAGUGAGGACAUCCCUUCGUCGGAGGAGGACGUUUCGUCGAACAUAAAGAAACACUCUUCGAAAAAGAGGAUAAAUAGACCGAAAAUUUUCAAAGACUACGAUGAUGCAGACCUAUAUCAAGAUGAUACUGACGAUGGAAUUACCAAAUCAAUGUACGAUAUGUACUACAAAAGCUAUCGGAGCAAACCCCGCAAAACUGCAUUCAAACCGCAUCUAAGAAGUUCAGAAAUGGAUACCGAGCAUUCCAGAAAACGCAGAAAGAGCGGAAGGGCUAACGACGACAGCUCUGAAACAACUUCUAGAAGAAGUAAGCAUAAAAGGAGAAAAGGACCAUCUAUAGGGAUACCGUUCUUUAUUACCAAUAGCAGAUUAGAUGAAGAAAGAGCAGAAGUGAGUCACAAGAGUAGGAAAUAUUAUCCUGAGAAAAUAGAACCAACACAGGAAAGACACGUACUAACUACAGGAAGGGAAGAUGGAGCGAGACCGGUAACACCCCGUAACAAAAGACGUAGAGAUUACACUGAAGGCUCUCAAGAAGAACAAGGGUCGCUAGAAGAGGAAAUGGAGAACGAAGAAGAAGACAAACCAGAAUAUAGAUAUAGUCGGAGAAGUAAACGAGCAAUCAUAAACGACGAGCAAACCGAACAAAGCUCGGAGCCUGCGCCUGCGCAUGUCAUCACACUCAGGCCGACGCAAAUACGAACAUUUGUCAUAUGGUUUGAGGAGAGGAAACCUUACAAUUUUUAG